Prunus persica (peach) is the source of this 795-nucleotide messenger RNA. RefSeq lists its product as uncharacterized. Bases 1 to 795 code for a protein of 264 amino acids. The transcript is spliced from 2 exons. The record is from RefSeq and is a predicted model, not a curated record. Lineage: Eukaryota; Viridiplantae; Streptophyta; Magnoliopsida; Rosales; Rosaceae.
AUGAGUCGGAUGGCCUGUUCUUCAAAAGCCAUAGUUGAAAGUAAUGGUGAUGUACAUGGUGAUUUUGGAAUAGAAUAUUUAGACAUGAUUGAUUUUACAGGGGUGGAGGGGGUGCAUAGUGGUGAUAAUGGUCCAUGCCCAUGGCGGCUUCGUGCAUCUAGUUAUGGAGAAAAGAACUUCAUGAUUGUGAAAUUUAAUCCGGUCCAUGAAUGUGAUAUGAGUUUUAUACUUGACAAGCAUUGUCACGCAAGUGCUAAACUCGUUGGUAAUGUAGUGAAGCGGAAGUUGAAAGAUUCUCGCACAAUAUACACACCAAGUGAUGUGAAACAAAACUUUGAUGUCACCAUUAAUUAUUGCAAAGCUUGGAGAUCGAGGGAGUUAGCUCUAAUGUCCACUAGAGGUUCAGUAGAGGAGGCAUAUUCUCUUCUUCCAGCUUAUUGUCACGAAUUAGAGCGUGUGAAUUUUGGCACAAGGACAUACAUCCACACCGAUGAGAACAAUCACUUUUUGUAUUUUUUUAUGGCUAUUGGGGCAUGUAUUAGAGGGUUUCAAUCUUCGAUGCGGCCAAUCAUUGCUGUGGACGCCACACAUUUAAAAUGUAAGUAUAAGAGUGUCCUCUUUGUUGCCAAUGCAUUUGACGGAAAUCGAAACAUAUAUCCUCUUGCUUUUGGAAUUGGGGAUUUAGAGACGGAUGCAUCAUGGCCUUGGUUUUUCAGUAAGCUUCAUGAAGCCAUUGGUGAGUGUCCAAAUCUUGUGAUUAUUUCUGAUCAAAAUAUUAGCAUAGAGAAUGUGUGA